This is a messenger RNA of Gadus chalcogrammus (walleye pollock), 6622 nucleotides long. RefSeq names its product centrosomal protein of 95 kDa-like. The transcript is spliced from 3 exons. The coding region runs from base 21 to 416 and encodes 131 amino acids. Gene Ontology annotation, cellular component: spindle pole; centrosome. The record is from RefSeq and is a predicted model, not a curated record. Lineage: Eukaryota; Metazoa; Chordata; Actinopteri; Gadiformes; Gadidae.
GUGUGUGUGUGUGUGUGUAGAUGCUGCGGGAGGUUUUCUCAGAGGGGCUUGCGUUGCAAAAGGCCAGUUUGAAGGAGGAGAGAUCCUACGCCAGAGAACAUAGACUGGAGCAGAGCAGACGCCACCUGGAACACAUCUCCUCCAUGGAGAACUACUACAGAGACCAGUUUUCUUUGCUGGCUGAGACGCUUUCCGAAGAGAGCCAGGAGAUCCAAGUUCGCAAGAAAGCCCAGGAGAAGGCCUUGAUGAAGAUGAAGAGAAAGCUGCGCUCCCGAAUGGAGUGGGAGGUGGGGGAGCUGCAGAGCGUCAUCGUCCAUAACGACCAGGACCACUUCUUCCAGGACCUGGAGGUCCAGAGGCUGCGGAGGCGGGUUCAGACAGCCUCUUUCCAGUACGAGCGCAGCGGCCUGCGAUAGGAACCUGGACGGCCACACACUCAAUAUCUAUCUUUCAAAACUUUUUACUGGAUCGACUGUUUUGUUGCCGAGAUAUUUUUAGAGAACCUUUUUCACCUCUGCUUCUAACAGGAAGUAGAGGACAAGUAAUAAUGAUUACCACUCUAGAAAUGUUAUUGACUCACUGUGAGUUACUGUUCACUGUCACACAUCAAUCACCUGUGAGGUGAUUGAUGUGUGACAGCGGUCUUUUCUUUGACUCCCUGGUUUCUCCGACCCCCGGAGGCCGCUGACAUCCCCUUGUAACUUUCGGUGGAUGAGGGACCAAUUCUAUAAUCCUAACGUUAUUUCUAGAAAAUGUCUGUGAUCAACACAUAAAUAAUAUUCUGAUUUUAAGUGUGGAUUCUCUGUCUCCAGUAUUCCUUUUAGAAAGAGGUUGAUUUUAUCUGUCAACAUCUUUAGCAGCCUUUGUGAUUUGUGGUUUAUGGCGUUGCCAUGGGAACACAGAUGUCCCUCAUAACACGAAUGAGGCUCAUGUACCAGGGCACAGGAACUAGGGGAAAGCAGAGAAGGUAUAACACCUUGACCACCGACUCUUUCACAGAUCAACAACAUGGCCAUUGGUGUUUUAUUUUAUCUACCCGUGGUUCAUGGGAGGAGCAAAGUGUCCUGAGCCUCGGAAAGGAAGCCUGACAGAAUGAGUCCUAGAACUGAUUAUCAGCUGGGCUCCUCCCCUAAUGGCUGGGUCGAGAUAUGCCACGUUUCCACCGAGCGAUGCGGUUAGGUGUGGUAAGUUACAGCUCACAUUUCCACCGCUGACAGUACCCUUAGGGUAGGGCGGGUUUAAGCCGGAUGGCGAUUGCCGCGGCAGCUACGUAAGCGCAUCAUUAAACAAAUUAAACAACCCAUUAAACAAAGAGCAAUCAUGGUGGACGUCCAAGAAGGACAGCGAAUUUUUGCGCGACAUUUCUUCAUUUAACGAAGCUUUCGCCGUUGUCCUGAAAUACCUUGCGGGUAAUAUGUAAUAUGUUUUGUUGUUAUCCGCCUGUCGCACGGAAGUGAGUAUUCUGUCGACCAAUCAACGGACGGUGUAUGUAUCUCCUUCUUGUUGGCACCCUUUCAGACCACUUGGUACCCCAACGGAGGAGCAUUGAGCGAUAGAUACAGUUAAUCAUCGCUAGCACCGACCCCGGCCAAUUUUGGUGUUGGAAACGCGAACCGUACCGCACCUAAUCAUACCUAAUCGCACCUAACCGUACAGCACCGCACCACUUGCUGGAAAGGUGUCACUAGUGGCCUUCUAAUCGUGUGUUUCCACCGGCGGGUGCGGUUCCAACGGCAAAAGUGGGCGGGGUCCAGACUUAGACUUGAUUAGCCGUACUUAUCUCUCAGUACAGAAAACCCUGACCCUUAGAAAAUAGAUUUAUUUUCUUUGUAUUUGUACCACGUUGGUCAGUUUAAUGUCGAUUGUUACAUUGCAACUUUAUUACGGUCACCAAUUUAUGCAUUGCACGGUCUUGCAGUUAGGCUAAUGUAGCUAACAAUAAUAAUGACAUGACACAAUCACAAAGAUGAACGGGAAUGACGUCACAUGUACAACUCGUAAGGCUGGUGUACAUUCACAUUUGUCUUUAGGUCAUUGCCUACUCAUUGUUAUUGUUAGUACAGGUCCUGGGGAAGAUUUGUAUGCGCUUCAUUUAGCGGAGACUAUCUCAACUGUUAUAGACUAAUAUUACCCCACUGAACAACAUGUGGUGUGUGCCAAAAUCUCUAUCCGGGACGAAAGUCCUGAAAAUGACCACUAUAGGUGACACUAUUAUCACAAUACAGGUGAAUGGGACUUUUUUUUUUCUUUAUAGAUAUCCUCAUCAAUUUCUACCAGAUUAAUCUUCAACUUAAUAGAAAUACUUUUUGUAUUACACUUUGUCUUAAAAAAUAUUAGUACAAUAUGCAAAUGAGGCGAUCUCAUUAUAUAUGCGUACAUAAACCCCUGAAGCUAGAGAUUUUCUGAGCUGAUCACAAUGACCAUGAUUAUGAGGUCAAAGAACAGUGUAAGCAUUUUGAUUUGAUAUAAAUAAAAUGGCAAAAAAAGUUAUAGCUAUUACGUAUUACUGACAACUAGCAACAUAGGCAAGGCAAGGCAAGGCAACUUUAUUUAUAUAGCACUUUUCAUACACAAGGCAGACUCAAAGUGCUUCACAUAUAAACAUUGUCAUGCAAUAAAAUAAAAUAAUAGAUAAGUAAAAGAAUUGUGGAAUUGCCAAACAUACAGGAAUUGCCAGUUAUUAAUUAACCUAAACUUUAAAAGCUUACAUUUCCUAGCUGUUCUUAAUAUUGCUGUCAUCACGUCAUCACCUCCAACUUUUUUUUCAACAAAAGUUUAAUUGGUAGCCAUAGUAACCCGAGGUCAUAGCAGAGCACAUGGCUGUCAAGCAAGAUUACUUGUGAGAUCAAGAAAAGUAAGGAAAUCUACUCUUUUUUUUCUGUGUUGGCGUGUACACUUAUAAUGUGCCAUUAUCAUAUGAGUUGUAAUCUUGUGUGAUUAAAUAAUUAUAAUGAAUUUGUAUCAGUUUUAUAUCUAAUGUGGUGUGUAUUGUAGCUAGCUAACUACAGCUUGUUACCUAGCUAGCUGCUAGUGUUUUGUUUUGUUUUUUUGCAAAAUGGGGAAAAUGUCAUCACCAGUAAAUCAGAACUUGUGAUCAAAUAGUCUCAGACAAGUUGAUGAAGUUUCAGUGUCUUCAUAUCAUGAAGUUAUCCCUCACAAAGAACGGAUAUGUUGGUACAUACCAAUAACUCAUAUUUGAAACCUUAUUUUACAAAAUUCCAAAAGAUCUGGAGAGAGUGAGAGAACAACUCGUAUAGAUAAUAAUAAAAUUGGACUGGGCUACUGCGGGAAACAUUGUAAGAUAAGCUUUAAUUCAUUUAUUUUAUUUUGGGGGUUAUAAAAUAGAAAAGUGACAUGCCAUGCGUAAUACAACUUUUGAUUGAAGUAGGAAAUAUUUUAUGGUAGAAAAAAAAUAGUCUAGCUUUUUUGAGCAACCUAGCAGUAUAUAAUUGUUUAUUUUCAGGAUGAAGUACCUCUCACAGCUCCUCGUGCUUCACCUAAACCAAUCAAAUCAGACGAGUGCAUCCUAUGUCAGAAGAAGAAGCAAUCUGAGUACCUCUCUAGUGGUGAAAUUGGCAGGGGUGUUAUUGUUUCGCUUGCCAAACAAACUAAGAUAUGUGAUACUCGAACUGCUAGGGUUCUUCAACUGACAGGAGCAAGAGAUCAUAAAAUAACACACCAAAUCCUGCUACAGAACUUUUCAAAGGGAUAUGGCUAAGGCUGAUCACACAACCUAGCCAUUAGAACAGUCUGAGCCAUCUCAGCAGAGGCCUAUUAAUGAUCCAACUGAGCGUCGAAGCGGAAGAUUUAAGACCAGUGUAACUACAAAUGUAUGUAUCUUUUGUGGUUCAGAUUGCAAAACAGUUAAACAGAAGAAAAUACACAUUAUUCAGAAUCUGUGAAAAACCGAUGGCCCAGAAAUUACUAAACGCGGCCAUGUUGUUCAAGGACCAUGUGUACACCCAAACAGUGGUAAUGUGCGAGGUAGAUGAUGUUUUUGCGGCUGAUAUCCAAUAUCAUGACCCUUGCCGUAAAGAGUAUUUUAAUAAGUAUAAUGCCAAAAUUGAGGACAUCCUGAAAAAUCUUGAAAAGGAGGAUUCAAUAACAGCUGAGGACAACUCAUUGAAGGCUAGAUUUUUGGCUCUUGGGCUUGAUUUGAGCAAAACAUCAUACAGUCUGACUUCCAUCAGAGACAGACUCAAUGAAGGUUCAACUCAAGUAGUGUCAAACCGAGCUGCAAAGCAGCUAAUCAUUGAGCUGUAUGGAGACAAUGUCUGCUUUACAUACCCAGGUAACAAACGAGCAUCUCAGAUGGUACUUUCCACCAACAGUUCUCCAGAGGUCUUGGUAGAGUCCCUGAGAGUUUCACCUGUCAGACAGGUGGCAACUGAGCUGGCGCAGGAGUUGAAGGAAUACAGCUUUGGACUACAGAAGAGCUUCUGUGAACCACAAGACCUCCAACUGUCAAAUUACAUUUUCAUUAAGAACCGACCACAAAGAUGGCAGGAGUUUUUCUCCUAUAUGUUUAAGGGGAAAACAACUUACCACCUGAAGACUGAUGUAGUCUUUCAAAUUCUGCAUAACAUCCUUACCGAGGGCAAGGAACCAACACCUUUUCAUGUUAUGGUGGCUCAAGGAGUGCACAGUCUGACACGAUCAAAAGAGCUGGUGACUGCUCUUAACCAUCACGGAAUAUGUGUCAGUUACAACACGGUCAAGAGGAUUGAUGUUGACCUCGCUGAACGUAUCAUCACUACAGCAGGUAACAACAGAGUACCUCUCCCUGCUGUCCUAGAAGCAACAAGCCCAUUAAAUGGGGCAAUGGAUAACUUUGACCACAAUGAAAGCACCCUGGCAGGAACAGGCUCCACACAUGAUACCAUCCUUGUUAUCUUCCAAAAUGUUCCAAUCAGUGUAGAGAAACCAUCAGCGGAAAGUGAGAUCUCUGCAAGGUCCGUUGAUACUCAGAGCCGGACCACAGUAAAGCUUAGGUCUAAAGUCCUUUGCCAAAAGAUUAUCAGGAUGGGGCCAGUAAAAGAGCGCGGGGAGAUACACCUUGACUAUAAGGUAUCAGAGCCUACUCCAAACACAAAGAGCUCCACCAUUGAAGCAUUAGAAGUCUUGGAUAUGUCGAGAGACCCCUCUUCCACAACAACUGACGGCUAUGCUAAAGCAACCGAGUCCACCAAGUCAAUAAAUUCAGACUAUUUUUUGUGGAUGGCCAAUCGCUUCUCCAAAAAAGUUACACAUGUCAGUGACAGUGUCCCAGGAUUUACAGCUCUGAGAAGCGCAACUGUGAAUGCCAACUUUCAUCCUACCACCAAAAUUCUUAUCCCGCAACAACAUUUGAUGCAAUCUUCACCACAAUGAUUAACUUUCAGGAUGUGCUUAAACAGAAGGGAGAUGCCUAUGGUGGUUUGUGGGCCGACGAAGGUGUGUACCGUAUUGCCAAGGAAAUCCAACUUAUGAAACCAGGCCAGUUUAAUAAUAUAUUCCUUGGUCUAGGUGGGUUUCAUAUGGAGAAAAUUGUGUUGGCCUGUCUUGGUACAUACCUGGAACCCUCUGGAAUUUUUGAUGUUCUAGUUGAAACAGAGUGCUACGGUACUGAUGUCAUUAAGACCGUGAUCUCUGGUUCUCACUAUGCUAGGGCCCGCACUGCCCAUUCAAUGAUACACGAGGUCCUCACAUCCAUGAUCUUGGAAGCAUUCCUCUCCAAAUACCCUGACAGAAAAACAGAGAUAGAGGCACUGCAGGUCAACUGGAAGUCCCAAGAGCCUUCAAAUGAAGAACACCAAAAAGGAGCUUUCUAACAUCAUCAAUGCAGCCUUUCAAGUCUACCUUAAGGAACAGGCAUUGCAGUCCCAGUCCUUUAAUUACUGGAGCACAUAUGUUUCUGACUUGUUCCCAAUAUUGAGGGAUCUGACCAACUCUCUGCGCUCUGGAGACUGGAUUCUCUACCUCAGUGCAAUAGAGAGGGCAACUUCACUGUUCUUCUUUUUUGGGAGAACAAACUAUUGUCGAUGGACACCAUUAUUCCUGCAAGACUGCUAUCAACUGAAGGAGAAGUUCCCACUCCUCUGUGACUCAUACAUACAUGGUGGAUUUGUUGUGAACACCACCAAGAAAGGUAGUGGAGUGCCAUUUGACCAGGCACUAGAGCAGUGUUACAACCGGCCUGCCAAAGUGAGUGGAGGGAUAAUUGGGGUCACCAGGAAGAAGGAAGCAGUAGCUCUUUGGGGAAUCAUCAAGCAUAAAAAGGACCAGUAUGUUGAUCUCCUUGAGAUGAGGGAUGAUGUUGGAGGAGAACUCUCGCUUCAUCAUGACUUCAACCCGAGCACGAGGAAUAUCUCCUCAAUGUAUGCAGUCCUUUAAGAGACCAGGGCAUGCUUAAGAAUGUUCUCACUGGAGAAAUUGUGACCAAGGUAAAUGUCGACAAGUUGUUGUGCUGCAUCACAGAGGGCAGUGCUACUUGUGCUAAAUGUACCGAUGAUCGACUCAGAAAUAAGUCGAUAUCGAUUCACUCGACUAUUAGUAAAGUCAAGUUUACUUUGCCAAAGACCACCUUGAACUUGGCUUCCAAAGCAGACAUCAAAGAUGAGACAAUCAAAGCUCUCAUGUUUAU